UGGUGAGGGCUGCGUUCCUGUCCCGGCUGGCCGUGCCCAUGGCGUAGCCGCGCUGCUGCGCGCCUGCCCCGCGGGACGCGGCGUGGACAGACCUGCCGCCAGGUAAUUAAAAGUCCAGAAGAUUUGAUUUCAAAGUAACACCACAAAUUUCAAAGAAAGUAAAUCUACAUGAAGAGCCACAAAGCAAGUUGAUUUGAGAAGACACAGCAUUUACAAAAAUGUCGUCAAGUUGUGUGACUUCAGUGUUUGCUUUGAUGGUUUUGUGCUUUGCAGCUGCAGGUCCUGUGCCUCAGAGGGAAUGUGUCUUAUUGCCUGUGAACAAUUCUCACCCAGUCCAUGCCUUGUUGGAAAGCUUUACAGUCCUAUCUGGCUGUGCAAGCCGGGGCACGACAAGCCUGCCCCAAGAGGUGCACGUCCUCAAUCUCAGAAACCCCAAGGAGGGUCUUGGCCAUCAUGAAAGAGAGGUCACAUUACAUUUGAAUCCAAUUUCAUCAGUGCAUAUUCACCAGAAGCCUCUGGUGUUUCUUCUCAACUCUCCUUUGCCUUUGGUCUGGAAGCUAAAAACAGAAAGACUGGCACCUGGAAUCCGAAGAGUUUUCUUUGUGUCUUUAGGUUCUGUUGUUCAAUUUGAGAAGGGAAACUUCUCCUUGUCAGCAGAAACGGAAGAAAAGUUUUUUCCUGAGAAAAAUGAACAUCUGCUACAGUGGGCCCAGAAGGAAUAUGGAGCAGUAACAUCUUUCACUGAACUUAAAAUAUCGAGAAACAUCUAUAUUAAAGUAGGAGAAGAUCAAGUUUUUCCUCCCUCGUGCAACAUAAAAAAGAAUUUUCUCUCUUUAAAUUACCUUGCGGGAUACCUACAACCAAAACCAGCAGAGGGGUGCCUUAUGUCUCACUUAAUCCAAGAAAGAGAAGUUCAUAUCAUUGAACUAAGCACUCCAAAUUCCAAUCCUAACAGUGCUCUCCAGGUGGAUAUCAUCGUUGACAUUAAACCAUCUCAGCCAGGCGCCAGACUUGUCAGAGAUGUCGUACUUAUCCUCAAGUGUAGAAAGUCUGUCAAUUGGGUUAUCAAGUCUCAUGAUGUCCAUGGAAAGCUGGAAGUGAUUACCUCAAAUAGUAUUGGUUUUGGAAAAGAAACAGAACGAUCCAUGGCUAUGAGUAAAUCAGUAAUACCUGACCUUCCCUCAUCGCAUGAGACUUUGAUCAAGUGGGCUUAUGAGCAUCAUUAUAGUCCAGUUAUUUCCUACACAAAAGCACCUGUUGCCAACAGAUUUCAUCUGCAACUUGAAGAUACAGAAGAGAUGAACGAUGAAGAAGACCAUUCCCUUCCUCCAGAGCUGACAGAAUUGCUGGGUGCUAACCCACUGCCAGCUCCAAAGAAUACCGAUGGCCUGACUUUUCCAUUUCACAUUAACAGAGGAAGACAUGACACAGUGGGAGAAGAAAUCUUCCCAUCCAGGCAUUCAGUAGAUACAUUUAUAAAUCAUGACUUUGGGCAUUCCCUCUCAAAACAUAAAGAACCUGAAGAAGUUCAGGGCAGUGCUGGUAUGGCCCUGUCAAUAAAGUGUGAUGACAAAGUUAUGACAGUAGCUGUAGAAAAAGAUUCUCUCCAGGCUGGCAGCUACGCCCGCACAGAGCUCUCGCUGCUGGACCACUCCUGCAAAGCCAGGAUGAACGGCACCCACUUCAUCCUGGAGUCUUCACUCAACAAAUGCGGCACUCGGACAGCAUAUAUCUUCAACAAGAUUGUUUAUUUUAACUCUAUUGUCAUUCAGCUGUCAGCACCAGCUGAAGGCAGCGGCAUUGAAGAUGACGACCUGGAAUCGGGUGAUAAUGGAUUUCCAGGGGAUGCUGAUGAGGGAGAGGUGGCUUUCUCAAGCUGGCCUGAAAUAGCGUUUAAUUGCACACUGCACCAGCCAGAGGAUGACAGAGGCAUUUUCUGGCCUCCUGAACCACACAUCACCAAUGUGACUUUCAACAUGGAGCUGUACAAAACAGAUUUGUUCCUUGCUCCCUCCCAAGGACUCUUCUCUGUUGCAGAGAAUGGGCCAGUAUAUGUAGAGGUGUCUGUGACUAAAGCUGACAGAUCCUUGGGCUUUGCUAUUCAAACAUGCUUUGUUUCCCCGUUUUCAAAUCCAGAUAGAAUGUCUGACUAUACCAUUAUAGAAAACAUUUGUCCUAAAGAUGAAUCUGUUAAAUUCUACAAUAUUGAGAAAGAGAACUUUCUAAUACCACAUGCACAGAAGGACAGAAAAAGAUUCAGCUUUGUGUUCAAACCAGUGUUCAACAUCUCACUGCUCUUUCUUCACUGCGAGUUGACUCUGUGUACAAAUAAAGACAAAGAUACUCAAGGAUUGCCAAAGUGCAUUCCUCCUGAUGAAGCUUGCACCUCUCUCAACGUGGAUAUGAUCUUGGCCAUGAUGCACAACAAGAAAACCUUCACCAAGCCCCUUGUUGUAAUAAUACAUGAAGGAAAACAAGAAGAUCCUUCCCUUCCAAAGCCAAACGUGAGACAGCCACCCGUGCUGUACGGGCUGGACACGCUGACCGUGGUGGGCAUCGCCUUCGCGGCGUUCGUGAUCGGAGCCCUGCUGACCGGCGCGCUCUGGUUCAUCUACUCGCGCACAGGGGAAGCAGCGGGAAGGCAGCAGGUGCGCAGGUCGCCGCCAGGCUCGGAGAACAGCAGCGCGGCGCACAGCAUCGGCAGCACGCAGAGCACCCCCUGCUCCAGCAGCAGCGCCCCCUGAGCGGGACGCGGCCGAGCCGAGCGCCGCCUCGGGACAGCGGGCACGGCUCCUCAGCGCUACAAGGAUCGGUUCGCUUGCGUCCGAAAAAAUGAGGAGGGGUUUUACUACGGGGGGGA
Ficedula albicollis (Collared flycatcher) is the source of this 2860-nucleotide messenger RNA. RefSeq names its product transforming growth factor beta receptor III (gene TGFBR3). The transcript is spliced from 17 exons. The record is from RefSeq and is a predicted model, not a curated record. The coding region runs from base 219 to 2744 and encodes 841 amino acids. NCBI's taxonomy places the organism in Eukaryota, Metazoa, Chordata, Aves, Passeriformes, Muscicapidae.